This is a messenger RNA of Ornithorhynchus anatinus (platypus), 552 nucleotides long. RefSeq names its product progestin and adipoQ receptor family member 6 (gene PAQR6). Bases 1 to 552 code for a protein of 183 amino acids. The transcript is spliced from 4 exons. NCBI's taxonomy places the organism in Eukaryota, Metazoa, Chordata, Mammalia, Monotremata, Ornithorhynchidae. The record is from RefSeq and is a predicted model, not a curated record.
AUGGAGACCCAGCGCCGCCCGGGGCAGGGGGCCAGGAGGGACCAAGGCGGGACCCCCUUCCCCGGCGGCCGUGGCGAGUCCGUGGGGAUCGUGUUCUGGGGCGGUGACAUCACCUCGGGUUACCGCCCACCUACCAGCUCAGCCGUGGGCUGCAUCCUCAGUUUCUUCCAGAUGACCGAUGAGGCGGUCAACAUCUGGACGCACUUCCUACCCAUCUGCUUCUCGGAAUUGGAAAAUCCACGGCUCAGUAAAGCAUUGCGCACGGUGGGCUCCGCCUAUCCGUUCUGCUUUGACAGUCUCCCGCUCUUCCACCGGAUACCGGGAGGUGGACCCCAGCUGUUCCACAUCUCUGCCGGGCUCGGCUCGCACUUCCAAAUGGAGGCGGUGCUGGCCGACACAGGAGCCCGGCGGCCCCGUCGCCGGCGGCCGCCGUGGACCCCGUGGCUGGGAACGGGGCCAUCAUUGCAGCCUUCACCGGAGCCCCGCGGACCGCUCGCCUGCUGCCGGUGGCCGCCGACCCUCCGCCCCGGCCCCAAACCCGACAGCGGGUGA